GUGUCUAAUUAUAAUUCUGCUUUAAUUAAAAAAAAAAAAAAAUUGCUGCGAAAGGGAAGAUCAACUAGCCAUGACACGAACAACCAGGUCAACUUCAAUCAUUUCCAGUCAAACUCGUACAAAUAUAAGGAUAAAACAUCUAAAGCGAAAUUAGUAUUGGUUAACAAAAUACAUAUUAUUAGCUUAAUAUAUUUAAUUUUGAUAUUUAUUCCGAUUCCUGUAUAUACUUCAUCAAAAAUUUAAUUGAAUUUAUAUCGACUAAUCAAUGCGCCGAAUUUCCACGCGAUGAUUUCAAUUCUUAGACGACGAUUACCAAUUACAACAUCAUUUCCGUAUAUAUCUAUUCUAACCGCAACCCCCGCCAAACUAAUGGAUUCAGCAGCAAACUCGUUUGGAGGUUCUCAGAGCCUCGUGGCCUUGGCCCAACAGCUACGACACUACAAGGCACCGCGAAUGCCCUUUGAUGACGAUUCAGAGGAGGCCACCUUCGAAGAAAGUGCCGGAAAGGUCGUGUCCCAAGUGGGUGUCGUGGAAUCGGCUACCCCAAUUAGCCGAGACCCACAAAGAUUCAGACCAAAGAGAGCAGCUGUCUUAAUCUGUCUUUUCCAAGGAGAAGCUGGGGAUCUGCGAGUAAUUCUCACUAAGCGGUCCUCCACUCUGUCUACUCACUCGGGUGAAAUUGCUUUGCCAGGGGGAAAAGCAGAGGAGGGUGAUAAGGAUGACGGUGACACAGCUACGAGGGAGGCACAUGAGGAAAUUGGUUUGGAUCCAGCACUUGUGAAUGUUGUGACAGUUCUUGAACCAUUCCUUUCCAAGCAUCUUCUUAGAGUAGUUCCAGUCAUUGGCAUACUUAAUGACAAGGAAUCAUUCAAGCCUGCUCCCAAUCCUGAUGAAGUAGAGGCUGUAUUUGAUGCCCCAUUAGAAAUGUUUAUUAAGGAUGAGAACAGAAGAGUAGAAGAGAGAGAGUGGAUGGGGAACAAGUACCUUAUUCAUUUCUUUGACUAUGAAACAGAGAAUAAGAAGUUCUUGAUAUGGGGUUUGACUGCUGGGAUCUUGAUUAAAGCAGCAUCAGUUGUAUACCAACGGCCACCACCUUUUCCAGAGCAAAAUCCUAUCUUCAAAAUUCUUGAAAAUGUAGAAAAGGAUACCGCAUUGCCCUAGUUAUAAGAAGAAAAUAAUUCUUUGGAGUGUAAUAAUGUGAGUGUGUUACUUCACCUAAUUUUGAAUCUGCAGUUUAUAUAAACAUCUUCAGUUUUGAAGCUUUAA
Cannabis sativa is the source of this 1266-nucleotide messenger RNA. Its product is annotated as nudix hydrolase 15, mitochondrial. The record is from RefSeq and is a predicted model, not a curated record. The transcript is spliced from 4 exons. The coding region runs from base 286 to 1161 and encodes 291 amino acids. Gene Ontology annotation, biological process: coenzyme A catabolic process. Gene Ontology annotation, molecular function: coenzyme A diphosphatase activity; acetyl-CoA hydrolase activity. NCBI's taxonomy places the organism in Eukaryota, Viridiplantae, Streptophyta, Magnoliopsida, Rosales, Cannabaceae.